Molecule: messenger RNA, 466 nt
Organism: Mytilus californianus (California mussel)
Lineage: Eukaryota; Metazoa; Mollusca; Bivalvia; Mytilida; Mytilidae
Product: 40S ribosomal protein S15Aa
Exons: 5
Coding region: 49-441 (130 amino acids)
Biological process (GO): translation
Cellular component (GO): ribosome; cytosolic small ribosomal subunit
Molecular function (GO): structural constituent of ribosome
Source: RefSeq, a predicted model, not a curated record
UCCUUUCACUGUUUUCGUCCUUUACUUCCGCUAAUUUCAACGCUCAAGAUGGUGCGUAUGAACGUAUUGGCAGACGCCCUGAGGUCUAUUGCAGCCGCUGAGAGAAGAGGAAAGAGGCAGGUGUUGAUCAGACCUUCAUCAAAAGUCAUCAUAAAAUUUUUAACAGUAAUGAUGAAGCAUGGUUACAUUGGAGAGUUUGAGAUUGUCGAUGACCACAGAAAUGGCAAAAUUGUUGUCAAUUUAACAGGAAGAUUAAAUAAAUGUGGUGUAAUCAGUCCAAGGUUUGACAUUGCCAUGAGAGACAUGGAGAAGUGGACCACAAAUCUGUUACCUUCAAGACAGUUUGGAUUUUUGGUACUAACAACCUCAGGAGGCAUCAUGGACCAUGAAGAGGCCAGAAGAAAACAUUUAGGAGGAAAGAUCCUUGGCUUCUUUUUCUAAAGACAAUAAAAAAUAAAGUAAACUA